UAUUUGGGAGUUGGAAUGUGGGUCAGUGGACUUUCACUGAUUUCAUGGCACCCCUUCAGUCGGUUAGCGCCACUCACCAUGUCUACAAAUCCUUUCACGUUUUGUGCUGCAAUAAUCGCAUUGUCGGCGUUUUUUCUGUUUCACGCGCCGCCUGCUGUGUCUGGGAAUGACGUACAAAAAGGAAGACAGGUGGGCAUGGACAUAGGAAUGCUAGAGGAUGAAGAUCUUGUUAAUGCCUGGUGUCAAUUCUGCUAUUGUGGCCUGGCAAAUAAGAUGACCCGUAUAGUGGGUGGAUGGGCGACAGAAAUCAACGCCUAUCCUUGGAUGGUGGGCCUGGCUGUCAAAGGCCGUCUGUUUUGCGGAGGAACUCUUAUAAGUGAUCUCCACGUCAUCACCGCUGCUCACUGUGUGCUAAACAUUGCUCCGGAUAGAUUGUACAUACUGAUUUCGGAGCACAACGUGGCAACACGUGAUGAGCUGACAACGGAGGUGCGCCGCGUUGCAAAGGUGACAAUUCAUCCACAAUUUGGCAACACUGUCAAGUACAACAAUGACAUAGCCAUCAUCAAGCUAGAUGCACGGGUCAUGUUCAGAUCUGCCGCUCAGCCAGCUUGCUUGCCUCCAAAAGAUCUGGAGCUAGGAGGGUCGACAGGGAAAGUGAUUGGGUGGGGAGCGGUGAAGGAGGGCGGUCAUGCGGCCACCGAACUCAUGGAAACGGAUGUCACGGUUUUCAGCGACGAAGAGUGCAAAGCCACGCCUCAGUUCCCAGUCAAAGGCAUCACCUCCAACAUGUUCUGCGCUGGGCAUAAGGGCGGCGGACAUGAUUCAUGUCAGGGUGAUAGUGGUGGACCUAUCCUUGUAACUGAUUCCAGAGGAAGAUACACCAUUGCCGGCAUCGUUUCAUGGGGUGUUGGCUGUGCACGACCCAAUAAACCAGGAGUCUAUACGAAAGUUGGAAACUACAUUGAUUGGAUCUCAAAUGUCACAUCAGAUGGCUGCUUCUGUUUCUAGACACUCCCAUCUUUUUAAUCAUUAUCAAAUGUCAAAUAUUGACAUUACAUCACCACUUCACUCUAUUUAUUUCAUACUCAUGAUUCAAUUUUAUGUAUAUUAUUUAUUAUAUCCACCAUUCAUCCGCAAGAAAAAUUCAAAUACAUAGAAACGCUAU
Messenger RNA from Nilaparvata lugens (brown planthopper), 1168 nucleotides. Its product is annotated as trypsin. The coding region runs from base 16 to 1011 and encodes 331 amino acids. Gene Ontology annotation, molecular function: serine-type endopeptidase activity. The transcript has 7 exons. The record is from RefSeq and is a predicted model, not a curated record. Gene Ontology annotation, biological process: proteolysis. Lineage: Eukaryota; Metazoa; Arthropoda; Insecta; Hemiptera; Delphacidae.